Rotaria sp. Silwood2 is the source of this 1707-nucleotide messenger RNA. NCBI's taxonomy places the organism in Eukaryota, Metazoa, Rotifera, Eurotatoria, Philodinida, Philodinidae. The record is from the annotation of a GenBank genome assembly.
AUGGAAAACCAAAUUAAAGGUUUUGAAAGAAAAAAAAUGGAGAUAUCACGACGUAAUGGUUUUACUGAAGAUGUCCGUGUUGGUUGGUAUGCUAAACUUGAUUUAAUUCUUCGAACAAAUAAUCUGAAAACCCGACCACAUGCCAUUUUCAAUUGUGAUGAAAGCGGUUUCAGUGAUGAGAGUGCUGGGGAAAUGGUGAUUGUGUCUCAUGAAACAAAAGAAGCUUAUGAACAAUCUGGUGGUAGUGGAAAGUGUUUUACAACCAGUUUAAUGUGUAGUAAUGCAGCAGGUGAAAUAUUGCCUCCUUUUAGUAUAUAUUCAGCAAAAAGCUUGAAUCCACAAUGGACUUUUGGUGGACCACCUGGUUCUUUAUAUGCUGUAUCUGAAUCUGGAUGGAUUAAUGGACAUUUAUAUGUUGAAUGGUUUAAAUGUGUUGCUAAGCAAGUAUGGAAAAAUUUAGUGGGUAAAUACUUCUCACGAACUGAUCGAAGAACAAUUCGUAAAAUUGAUUUACCUGGUCUUUUUACUAAAUUGUAUCAAUCAGCAUUUGCAUCUAAACAAGUACUUGCUGGUUUUGCACGGACUGGAGUAUGGCCAUUUAAUCCCGAUGCCAAUAAAGACAAAGUAGUAAAGCAACCAUUGACAGGAAAACAACUCAAUCCAUUACCACAGACAACAAAUUCAACAAAUCUUUCGACAUCGUCAACACAGUCUUUUCUUACUAAUAACAAUACUACUCCUAUUACUAUAUCUUCCAUUUCAUCAUCAUCAUCUUCCGGUUUAAAUGAUUCAAAUGUAUCAACGAUAGUAAUGGAUAUCGAUAAUAGUGAUGACGAUGAAUUAAAUCGUUUAUUAAAUGAAAUUAUUUCAAGUAAUGCACCAGCAACUGCACCAGAAAAUUAUUCAUCAUCUACAACCAUGACUUCUUCAUUUACUCACAAAAUAAACUUUGAUCAACAAUUAACUACAAAUCAAAAUAUGAGUACAUUACGUUCAUCGUUCUUAAAUCCAUCUUAUUCAUUUCGAUUUCCAUCAUUUGUAUCUGAUGUAAGUAUGAAUACAAAUUCAUCAAAUCAAUUUGAGUCGUCAGCUGAUAAAUCAAAUAAUACAAUUUUACCUGUCGAUACAAAUUCAUCAAUCAAACAAACUCGUCAAUCAACUGAAAGUAUAUCACCGCUACUGACAAGUGAAAUUGAUUUAAAUGAAGUUGAUGAUGGACAAAAAAUUAUUGGUUUUGAUCCACGUACUUUACCAACAACAGAUCGACAAAAUUCAUUUAAUUUGAAACAACAUCCAAAACAACGUAUGUCAUUGAUUGAGUUUGAAAUAGAUGAUGAUGAAGAAAAUCGAAUGGAUGGUAAAUUAAUUCCGGUUCAUAUACCAAAUACUGUACGUCCAUCACAAACAUCAAAGUUUAGUCAAGUGAAUAUUGGCGAACAAAUUGUUAAUCCAUUACCAUCAAAUCAAAUGAGUCCAUCUACUGCUGUUCGUUCAAUACUUGUCGAUUUACUUCAACAAUAUACUCCAAGUUCAUCUUCACUUCCAAAAACACAUAAACGAAAAAGAAUAGAAGGAAUAUAUGGUGAAGAAAUUACAUCAAGUGGUAGAUUAGAUGAAUUAAAACAAAAAAAAUNUACGAAACUUUGUUCAAUUUCAACUUCCACAAAAAGUAUGGCACGAAACCUCUUCUUUUUCAAAACCUCAUAA